Molecule: messenger RNA, 435 nt
Organism: Halteromyces radiatus
Lineage: Eukaryota; Fungi; Mucoromycota; Mucoromycetes; Mucorales; Cunninghamellaceae
Product: Plectin/S10 domain-containing protein
Exons: 4
Coding region: 1-435 (144 amino acids)
Cellular component (GO): cytosolic small ribosomal subunit
Molecular function (GO): RNA binding; structural constituent of ribosome
Source: RefSeq, a predicted model, not a curated record
AUGCUUAUUCAAAAGGAAAACCGAAAGGCCAUUUACGAAACUCUCUUCAAAGAUGGUGCUUUAGUUGCUGCCAAGGACUUUAACCUUCCCAAGCAUCCUGAAAUCAAUGUUCCCAACUUGGAAGUCAUCAAGGCCAUGCAAUCUUUGACCUCCAAGGGAUACGUCAAGACCCAAUUCUCGUGGCAAUACUAUUACUACACCCUCACUGACGAAGGUAUCGAUUACCUCCGUGAAUACCUUCACUUGCCCACUGAAAUUGUUCCUGCUACUUUGAAGAAGGCUGCUCGUCCUGCUGCUCCUCGUCGUGCUUUCGGUGAAGGUCGUGAAGGUGGUCGUGGUUCUCGUGGUGAUCGCGAUGAUUAUCGUCGCAAGGAAGGUGCUUCUGGUGACUUUAAGCCUGAAUUCCGUGGUGGAUUCGGUAAGUUAAAACAAUAA